Messenger RNA from Brassica napus (rape), 1442 nucleotides. RefSeq lists its product as uncharacterized. The record is from RefSeq and is a predicted model, not a curated record. The transcript has a single exon. Lineage: Eukaryota; Viridiplantae; Streptophyta; Magnoliopsida; Brassicales; Brassicaceae. The annotation marks the transcript as partial.
AUAUCUUCCGAAAGUAAUCGAGUCAUUUCAAGUUCAGCCAGACUCUCACCCUUUAGCUCUAAGUUUCCUCUAGUUGCUUCUUCAAUAUUCCAUCUUAUUUUAACUAAACCUUGUUUACUUAAGGCAUACCUUGAACCGGUAGUGGCCAUGCAAGAGUCCCAAUAUAACAAGAAGUCAUCUCUUAAGUUGCUCGACCGCCUAUUCUUGCCGUUUAUUGUAGUUGUUGUUUGUGUUAUAGUUUUUGUUAGCCCGUUUUGGCUUCAAGUUUCUCUCAGAUUUUUCAUAUCAACUAUCUCUAGAGUGAUUACUUACAUGUCAACCCCCAAGGUCUUAUUCCUUCUCACAAAUAUCAUCGUGAUCACCCUCAUUGGAGAAUCAAUGUUUUCUAGAUCAAGAUCUGUUCUUUCAACUAGCGAGUUACGCAAAGAGUGCAUAACUGUAAGAAACAAUUCUUGUGACUUGUGGUCUUGUGCAAACAUGAAGAUGGGAAUCGGAUGUCAACAGUUAACAAAAGAGAAUAUGGAUAGACCGAGACACGAAGAUGGUAAAAGGCGUAAGCUUAGUCCGAUGCAGAUGGAUUCACUACACCAGAGAGCUGAUGAUCUGAUCGCUCGUGUGAACAGACGGAGGAGGCUUGAAACUGGGAUUUUAAAUAGCCACAUAGACCAUAGCCGUAUGUCAUAAUAAUUACAUGGACAAAUGUGCGUAUAAAGUAUUGUUUGUUAUCGCGAAACUAAGUAUUGUUUGUUAUCACGAAACUAAUAUUCAUCAUAUCUUGAAAAACAAAAUAAGCAUUCUCUCCAACUAGCAACCUCAUCAACGUGUAUUUUCAUUUAAUCAUCAAGUAUAAAAUUCAGUUUAAAUUUUAUGUGCAUAUAACACGUUUUAGAGAUAAAAUUUUGCUAUGCUCCGUGCACACAAGUUUGACUCCGGGGCUUGCAUUCUUUCUACUCUCGGUUCUGCUACCGUAUAAGUAAUUAAAAUAGCGACCGGUGAUUGUGGUGGGGUGGUAAGGAGGCGGGUUUGAAACGCUAACACGACCCGACUGCGUAAAACUAAGUCACAAUUAUCCUGGUUACUUAACACGAAUAUAGGUCAAUGCUUUAGGGUUCAUUUGAAUGUCUGGAGGGUCUAUCCGUGGAUUGCACUUCGCUUUAAGGAUUAGUCUUACCCUUUCCACGGGCCUGGGAUACCAUCAAGUUAAUCAAAAAAACAAAAAUUAAAAUAGCUUCUGAGAGGUCCAAAAAGGAGUUAGUAACAUUAAUGUAAAUAAGUUAACGUGAGUGGUGAAUAAUAUGUUUUUUUUUAUACCAAAAACAUAGAAGAAUAACUUUAAAUCACCGAGUCAGUUGAUUAAGCUCGGAUACAGCACAACUACGUUUCAAUAUAUAGUAAAACUUUUUGUAAGAAUUCUUUUAUUUACUAAGUACAGUACAACCUCU